AUGGGUAAAACUAAAACAAAUCCAGCGCUAAAGCUCCAGAAACAGCGACGGUAUGGCUCCACCAGCAGUCAGGUGUCGCAGAGCAGUGGCGACAUAUGCCGUAUCUGUCACUGCGAAUCCGACACGCUGAACCCCCUGCUGACGCCGUGCUACUGCUCCGGAAGUCUAAAGUUCGUGCACCAGACAUGCUUGCAGCAGUGGCUGACUGCCUCGGAAACGAACGCCUGCGAGCUCUGCAAGUUCCCGUUUAUUAUGCACACCAAAAUCAAGCCAUUCAACGAGUGGCGCAGCUUGGACAUGUCUGGGGUAGAAAGACGGCGCCUGUGUUGCGCGGUACUCUUCCACUGCGCGGCGGGCCUUUGCGUCAUCUGGUCGCUGUGCGUGCUGAUCGAGCGGGCCGCCGAGGAAGUGCGGCGUGGUCAGAUCGGGUGGCCCUUCUGGACGAAGCUGAUCGUGGUGACGGUUGGACUGACCGGCGGCGUCGUGUUCAUGUACAUCCAAUGCAAGCAGUACUUGAGCCUCUGCAAUCGUUGGCGAGCUAGAAAUAGAAUACUGCUCAUACAAAACGCACCCGAGAAGAUUCACCCACCGCAGUCACCGCCGAUGCCACAGUUCCGGAGAGUGCGAACGGCGGCCACAUCUGGCCAGCAGUACCCGCAGCAGGCGAUCGGGUCGAUGGGCAUAAACGCGAUCGACAACGCGACUGGGGCCGGAGGCGGUGCCGGCAGUAGCGGUCAGCUAAUGAGCCGGACGUGCGAUCAACCACUCGGCACGGUGUCGUCGUCAUCCGGGGCAAACCACUGCGAGCUGCAGAUCAACCACCAGGGCCAGAUCAUAGCGGCGAACAUCGAAAGCACGUCGAUCGGGUACGAUCGCGACUGGACGCUGGAUGACAUCAGCCAGGUUUCGUUCAAACCCUGUCCGCAGGGCAGCGGCAGUUUGACGCCGAUGCCGUUUCACGAUUCGGUGCACAACAUUUGUGAGGCCAAUGGGAGUGGAGCUGGUGGUGGCAAUGGGAUCGCUACCGGAGGGGCUAACAGUCAGCAUCGCUACUCGACCGCAUCGAACACCUCCAACUCGCUGGCGUUGGACCCGCUACAAUCCGCCCAAGUUGGAGAACAAAUUUCGAAUAACAGCACGACAGCAACGGCCGCUGGCGGCGCAUCGGCAAAAGCGACCGAACUGGGUCUGUUUAAGUUAAGUACUGCUAGUGAGCGAAGUAGAAGUAGCUCACCGAAUGUCGCACCCGGCAGCACCGGAGUGGGACGUUACGCGAAUUCGGCCGUAUUCCUCGAGAAUCGUGAUAUUUUAAAUGAUCCUUCCUCGACACCGGGUGAGGGCACGAUAACGGCUGCUGGUCACGUACCGUCGCCGUAUCCGAGUAAAGUCUAUCACCGCCAUUCGACGGUCUUGGCAGGAAGUGGCCCUUCGCUGACAUCCUUUGCGAGAGCGGAUGUUGUUUCGCAAGGAGCAGUCAGCGGAGAUGAGAUUGGCCAGCAUGAACCAAACAAGUCAUUCCGCCGUUACUCCGACACGAAACUGCUGCAGAAACAGUCACUCAGUUAUCCACAGGAACCGCUGGCACUGUGCGAGAUCGGAUCGCACACCAAAGAUCAGCUGCUGCUGAAUCCGAAAAGUAUAAUCUACGAUAUGAGCGGUUUACUCGGUGCACCAGUGGUGGUGCCGGUCGAUGCGGACGUGACCAUGGAUGGCGGCGGGGUGCACGGAAGUGCAAACCAUCGACACAGCCAUCACAGCCAUCUGCACCACCAUCACCACCACCAUGUGCACCAUCGCCAUCACCAUCCAACGUAUCAGUCAGCGAUGGGAGAUCGGUCUGAGGAGUGUCCUCACAGUACGCCUCAAACAACGGACAUUCAGUUCGAAUCGAGCGGCAAUGGUGGCGCAAUCACCGAUGAUGACACGCUUGAGAUGAACAUUCAGGACAUUCUCGAGUACGAUCAGCAACAGCACCGGCAAUACUUGCCGCCCGAGCAGCACAAUCGACGGACUGAGCAACAGCGGCUGUCACUAGAGAACAUUUUGCAAAGUGCAUCCUAUCACGACGAUCCGAGUAUUGUUGCCUGCCGGCCGUACCACGACCACCAAGGUAUCUCCUCGAUGAUCUCCUCUUUGAGCCUGUCCAGCAAGGCUCCCCACGCGCACAUGGAGCUAGCCUUGACGUCCCCGUUCACGGGCUACCAAUCUUCGCCACAAUCGUACCCUCCGCCCCGCUCAUCGAUGGCCGGUACCCUGCCGAGUAGUAGCAGUAGAUUUCCGGCACCGCACGGUCCACUACAGCAGCAGCGGUCACAUUGUACCACCGUCGACGCGAACCAGUGCCACGAUGAAGAGGGCAGCAACAAGCUCAAACUGUUCAAAUCGCUGCCCAAUCUGAGCGCAAGUAGUGAGAACCUCCUACCGUAGAGAUGGGAAGUUGCGCUUGGGGUUUUGCCGGUACCGCUUCCCUUGCUCCUGUUGAGGCUAACUGGCAUUACUCCAUCAAAUUGUGCAUACUUAGGGAUAAUAUUUGUGAUCGUUCGCUAGAGUAAACCAAGAUGUAAGCGAUAUUUUAGCAGUUUUUUGCGUUACGCUACUUAGACUUAACCAAACAUAUUUAGUGCGCCUGGAGCGCUAGGACUAGUAAGUUGUGAGACCCGACACUGCGAUGGCUAGUCGCGAAUAGGUAGCAUAGGAGCGCAGAAGCAGAUGCAGUGAUAAGAGUUUAACCACUAAAACCAACCCUCCAAAGCUCUUUACAGUUUUUUCCAAUUUCCGUUUCUCUCGCUCUUGUAGUGUUUGUCGGUAAUGUAAUUCCAUAUCUUGAAAACACCGCUGUGUCGGAACUUCGCAAGCCGUGUUUAGAUCUAGGAACACUUUGUCCGCGUUAUGCUCAGUGAAACCGAUAGAUAGUGGGCGUUCAGAACUGAAAGGAAGAUUUAUUCGUUAGAAAAUUCUGUAGAUAACUAUGUCAGCAGGGAACCGUGAGGUCAGCUCUAGACUUGGAUACUAAGUAGUAAUGCGACAUUGACGAUACAAUAGUGUAAUUACACGGGCCCCACACCAUUUGUUGAUCGUGGCUGGACUAGCGGAUGAAUAUUAUGACAAACCACAAACGUAAAAAUGUGACUACUGCUGCUAACGAAACUGUUCCGUACCAGUUUUCGUGCGUAAUUGAAACCUGUACAUCUGAAA
Messenger RNA from Anopheles cruzii, 3195 nucleotides. RefSeq lists its product as uncharacterized. Gene Ontology annotation, biological process: antigen processing and presentation of peptide antigen via MHC class II; protein polyubiquitination; immune response. Gene Ontology annotation, cellular component: cytoplasm; late endosome membrane; early endosome membrane. Gene Ontology annotation, molecular function: zinc ion binding; MHC protein binding; ubiquitin protein ligase activity. The record is from RefSeq and is a predicted model, not a curated record. NCBI's taxonomy places the organism in Eukaryota, Metazoa, Arthropoda, Insecta, Diptera, Culicidae. The transcript has 4 exons. Bases 1 to 2427 code for a protein of 808 amino acids.